Messenger RNA from Aphidius gifuensis, 1690 nucleotides. Its product is annotated as lipase 3-like. The transcript is spliced from 8 exons. Bases 397 to 1611 code for a protein of 404 amino acids. Lineage: Eukaryota; Metazoa; Arthropoda; Insecta; Hymenoptera; Braconidae. Gene Ontology annotation, molecular function: hydrolase activity, acting on ester bonds. Gene Ontology annotation, biological process: lipid metabolic process. The record is from RefSeq and is a predicted model, not a curated record.
AAGUUAAAUUUAAUAUCAAAUUAAAAGCUUACUCAUUGACAGAUGAUUUAUCAGUUGUUGUUUGUGUUUUUGUUGCAGAUUUAUCAUCAUCCAUUUUGCUGUAAACAAUUUAACAAAUAGUAAUUAAUAUAAAUUGUUUAAUAGUGGACAUAGAUAAAAAUAAUACAAAUUAUUUAAUGGUGUACCUUAAUAAAUUGGUUUUAGAUUGAUAAGAAAUUUAUCCAUGAUAGGUGCGUGAUCUAGACAAGCAUCUGCUAACAGAUUGUAGUGGAAUAAAAAUAUAAAAAAUUGUGACCUUCAAUAGACUGUACAUUGCUGUACAUAACGGAUGAAAAAAUAAAAUAAAAUAUACUGUUUGUAUUUAUGUAAAGAGUUUAAAUAAAAAUUAUUGCUAAAAUGAAUUCAGUUGAAUUUGUAAAAUUUUUAACAAAUUUAACGACAAUUAGUAUUUUACAAUCUGUCAGAACAAUUGAUGAAAAUAUAUUUGAUAAACAAGCUGGUUUAAUGAAUUUUCCUGACACAGAUUUGCCAACACUUGAUAUGAUUACAAGAGAGGGCUAUCCAGCGGAAGCACAUGUUGUCACAACAGAUGAUGGAUAUUUAUUAACUUUACAUAGAAUUCCUGGUUUGCCUGGUUCAUCACCAAUUUUUAUUCAGCAUGGAUUUCUUGGCUCAUCUGCUGAUUGGGUUAUAUCCGGAAGAAAUCGAGCAUUACCCUAUUUGUUGGCUGAUCAGGGCUAUGAUGUCUGGUUGGGUAAUGCCCGAGGAAAUAUAUAUUCAAAAGCCCACAAAAAAAUAUCAACUGAUGAUUCGAAAUUUUGGGAUUUCAGUUUUCAUGAAAUGGGAUUUUAUGAUUUACCAGCAGCAAUCACGCAUGUUAAAAAUAUCAGUGGACAAAAAAUAAUAUACAUUGGACAUUCAAUGGGCACAACAAUGUCAUAUAUCAUGGCAUCUGAAAGACCUGAUGUUGCAAAAAAUAUACGAUUCAUGAUGAGUCUUGCUCCAGUUGCUUUUAUGAGUCAUUUGAAAAGUCCACUAAGAAUAAUUGGACCAUUUGCAAAUGACAUCAGUUGGAUAGCACGUUUGAUUGGAUUAAAUGAAUUUUUACCUCGUGGAAUUUUCAUAAAAAUGCUUGCAAGAUAUGGCUGUGAUCUUGUCACUGUUGAACGUGACAUUUGUGAAAACAUUUUGUUUACUUUCUGUGGAUUUGAUGCUGAACAAUUUAACAAAACAUUACUGCCAGUAAUAUUGGGACAUGAGCCAGCUGGUACAUCAACGAAAACAGUUAUUCAUUAUGCUCAAGAAAUUCAUUCUGGUAAAUUUCAAAAUUUCGAUUAUGGAGAAACAAAAAAUUUAGCUAAAUACAAUUCAUCAAUGCCUCCAUCUUAUGAUUUAUCAAAAAUAAAUAUUCCAAUUGCAUUUUUUUAUUCAGAUAAUGAUUGGCUGGCCUCACCUCUUGAUGUCAAAAGACUUUGGACAAAAAUACCAAACAAAAUCAACAUAACGAGAGUUAAUUUUACAAAAUUUACUCAUCUUGAUUUUCUUUGGGGAAUUGAUGCGUCUAGUUUAGUUUAUAAUAAAUUAAUUACAAUGAUCAAAGAGCAUUGCUGAUUAUUACUGAAAUAAAAAAAAAAAUUAUUUAUGUAUAUUUUUAUAUCAAUAUUCUGGUUUUUUCAAUGAUAUUGUUUGU